Messenger RNA from Pteronotus mesoamericanus, 734 nucleotides. RefSeq names its product ATP synthase membrane subunit g (gene ATP5MG). The coding region runs from base 143 to 628 and encodes 161 amino acids. Gene Ontology annotation, molecular function: proton-transporting ATP synthase activity, rotational mechanism. Lineage: Eukaryota; Metazoa; Chordata; Mammalia; Chiroptera; Mormoopidae. Gene Ontology annotation, biological process: proton motive force-driven ATP synthesis. The transcript has 4 exons. The record is from RefSeq and is a predicted model, not a curated record.
CCCUGUUGAAUCCUAUUGUUCUCCAGGUGUACUCUGAUCUCGUCUUUCGUACUUAGUUUCCCCUCGUGGCUGAGGAAACUAAAUUAACCAGCUACAUUCCGGAAAGACAUUAGGACACCUAAAUAUCUUGGACCGGCGCAAAAUGAGGAGGCCUGACCUUGGACGCGGGAUGGGGUCCUUCGGUGGGUCCUUCCGAGGGGUGACAUUCAGCUGGCCGGUAGUGCCACAGAACUUCCAUACUGCAACCAUGGCUCAAUUUGUCCGUAACCUCGCAGAGAAGGCCCCAGUGCUGGUAAAUGCUCCUCUGGUGGUUGAGUUUUCCAGUCUUUCCUUACCUUUCAUGACCUUAGCAGUUUUAAGGUAUCUGUCUGCUGUGACUUACUCUAAACCUCGAUUGGCCACAUUUUGGCAGUAUGCCAAGGUUGAGCUGAUUCCUCCAACCCCUGCUGAGAUCCCAACAGCUAUUCAGAGGUUGAAAAAAAUAAUCAAUAGUGCUCAAACUGGUAGCUUCAAACAGCUCACAGUUAAGGAAGCUCUGCUGAAUGGUUUGGUGGCCACUGAGGUGUGGAUGUGGUUUUACGUCGGCGAGAUCAUAGGCAAGCGUGGCAUCAUUGGCUAUAAUGUUUGAAGACCAAUCUUUAACAUCUGUUUCUUUUUGGUUUAUUAUUUGAAUGUUCUUGGACCAUGAAUAAUCAGAAUGGUAUUUGAAUUAAAAAAAAAAAAGUAUUUCAAAA